Messenger RNA from Helobdella robusta, 981 nucleotides. RefSeq lists its product as hypothetical. NCBI's taxonomy places the organism in Eukaryota, Metazoa, Annelida, Clitellata, Rhynchobdellida, Glossiphoniidae. Bases 1 to 981 code for a protein of 326 amino acids. The record is from RefSeq and is a predicted model, not a curated record. The transcript is spliced from 2 exons.
AUGUCUUCAACAAAAGAAAUUAAAGUUAGAGAAACGGUAACCAAAAAAUUAUGCAAAAAAGAAACGUUGUUUGAAGAGUCUUGCAAGCUUGACAGAUUAAAAGCAACUGAACAAACAAAUGGAUUGGUUUCAUUAGCUGAUCAAAACAUUUUAAACCCUGUAAGUGUCAAUGAAUCAUCACAAACCAAAUUAAAAUUUACCAAAAUAUAUCCCCCAACAUCUUUGAAUAUAAAUUUUCUUACUUUGGAAAACCCGUUAAAGGUAACCGAUAGUUUCAACAGUCCGGUCGUUGAAAACCAGUCUUUAAACUUAUUCAAUGAAAAAAUGGGAAUAUCUCGAUAUAAGCAACAAUCAGGACUAUUUUUGUCAACUGACAAAAAAUUGCGCAAAAAUAAAAAUGGCAAUUCAGCUGAAUCUGACGAUCCAAUUUUAAAACGUAACAACAAAGAACAAAAUAUCAAUGCCACAACAAAUUAUUCACAAAGUGCAUUGAUGGCCAACAAAUUUAUCUCAAAUAAUUUUAACGAGAAGCCGCCAUUACCAAAAAGAAACUUUGACAGAAAAAUUUGCAUUAAAAAUUUUUCGGAAAAACCAAAUAUCUUUGAACAUUGUUGUGACACAGCAUAUGAUUUUGAUUGCAAAAAUAAGGAUGAAUUUAACAUGGCCAAACUGGAAAAGCUGCUUCUCAUGAGAGGCAAUAUUAAAUAUGCUGAUGAUAAUGAAGAUCGAAAAUGCGAUGAAUCCAUUCCAGAAUUACCAAAAAAAUUAAUUGCAAACAUAAGAAGAAAUGAAAACUUUGUAAUUGAACAAGAUCAUCCGCAAAAGAAUUGCAAUGUGAAUGUUGUUAACAAAUCCGCAAUUUUUAAAAACGUUACACUUGAAAACAAUUCCAAUUGUUUUUAUGGCAAAUCAACGCUUUCAAGUGAUUACUGCAGCGAAGAUACAUACGAUUAUGAUGAUUAUGUUUUUGGUCGCGAAUAA